UAUGAUUAUUUAAAUAAGUGUGUUCCGUAAGAAAUGAAAUUUGAUGUGAAAUUUGAUUUUUUAGAGUCCUUGAAUUCGGAAGAAACAGCUGAGCUCGAUCGAUUGCAUUUCACAAUGACGAAACCACGUGCCGUUAUAGAAUAUCCUUUGAUAGAAGAACGAGCAGAAUUGUCUCGACUCGAGGAAAUCGGAUCUUGUUUAUCGCGACAAAUUGCAAAAGCUUGCGAAUCCGUUGUUCUUAACGCAAUCCAGGAAUUAAUGUAAUAUCACCUUGCAAUAUUAUAGCAUGAUAAAGCUUCAAGCAUUAUUUGUUCUCUCAUCAAAUUCUCUAUUAUGCUGAAAACAAAUACGAUCGAAUAAAAUGAAAAGCGAGACAGUGAUAUUAAAUGACAAAAUAAUAGAAAUAUUUGAUUAUACGUACCUUAUCUUCUUAUCCGAUAUGUAUUAUUAUUAUGAUAAUCUUUCAAUCUUAUUACUUUGUUCAAUUAAUAACAAUGAUAAAAAUAUAUUUACUUAUUUGUACCUUACCUUCUGAUUACAUUCAAUGUCGCAAUUAGAAUGCGGAUAUUUUAUGUAUUUAUGAUGUACGAAGGUCUGCGAGAUAUACUAAGCAUGCAGUCUCUAGGUUGAUUUUAUAAAUUUUACGGUUCAGAUUUUCAGGUUUCAAUAUAUCGUAAGAGCAUAAAACAUCCACAGUUUAGUCUUUGGUAUCGUAAUUGCUUCUAAACUUAUCUUGCAAAAAUAACUCGAUACAUAUAUCGGUAAAUUAUCGAUUCUAAUUUAACUCUUAAAUUGGCGGGUUUUUUGAUUUCGAUAGAAGAAAUAAAUUAAGCAAUCUUAUAAGAUAACACAUUUUGAAAUGCCGAUUAAAACUAUUAAGAUAAUCUUAAAGUAUCUUAUUGGUAAAACUGAUAUGUUUAAACGAGAAAAAUAUUUAACCUUGUUCAUCAGGGACAUGUUGAACUUUUUGUUGUCAGCAUAGAAUGUUUCUUAUAACUGCACUCAAAAUAGGAGUUCUGUCGUUUUUAUGCGAACAAAAUAUUUCAAUAAUAGUCAUCAUCGAUUUUGCGAUUUGUAUACAAUUUUUAUUAUAUAAUGUUUUUAUAAUGAUAACAAUAGUGUUUAUGAUAAUUUUACAUUAUCAUGACGUAAGAACAUCGUUAAUAUUAUCAGCAAAUAAUGGUCGUAUUUCUGAAAUACCAAAAGAAGCUGUAACAGAUAAUGUUGAUAAUACGGAUUCUGAUAAAUUAGAUACGAGUAUAUUUCAAUCGUAUCCCAUUAUAGUUCCCCAAAACUGGAUAUUACAAAUAUGUUUAAAAGACAGUUUAUUACUGGAUAAAUUACAUUCCAAUAAAAAUGUAUGUGAUGAUUAUUCUUGUAUGUUUUCAAAACUGAUUCAAGACGAAUCGAUGAAGUCUGUUAUAUCAAUAAUACGAAACGAUACAAUCGAUAACACCGAUCAAGGUUUUAAUCAGAGCAUACAAGAUUGUAUAGUUUGGUGGAAGUUGUUUAAAGGCUUCGAUAAAAAUGCAAAUCCUCGUCGUGAAUUAGGUAAAUGUUUAUUUCAAACAUUUUCGACAGUAAGUGUCUUUUAUGGGAUAAAAAAAACGGCAACAUUAAUUAGAAAAUUAUUGCAAAAUAUUUGUUUACUUUUAGAAGUGUAGAGAAAAUGUGUUAAACGC
Molecule: messenger RNA, 1682 nt
Organism: Megachile rotundata (alfalfa leafcutting bee)
Lineage: Eukaryota; Metazoa; Arthropoda; Insecta; Hymenoptera; Megachilidae
Source: RefSeq, a predicted model, not a curated record